Messenger RNA from Scomber scombrus (Atlantic mackerel), 1170 nucleotides. Its product is annotated as homeodomain-interacting protein kinase 3-like. Gene Ontology annotation, molecular function: protein tyrosine kinase activity; ATP binding; protein serine/threonine kinase activity. The record is from RefSeq and is a predicted model, not a curated record. The transcript has 9 exons. Gene Ontology annotation, cellular component: cytoplasm; nucleus. Lineage: Eukaryota; Metazoa; Chordata; Actinopteri; Scombriformes; Scombridae. The coding region runs from base 1 to 1170 and encodes 389 amino acids. Gene Ontology annotation, biological process: peptidyl-serine phosphorylation; peptidyl-threonine phosphorylation.
AUGGGGACUACAAGUUCAUCAUCUGCUGAUGACUCCUGCAUUGAAGACUAUAAGUUCCUGUCACGACUUGGAUAUGGCGGCUUUGGAGAUGUUUUCAAAUGUGUGGAUAAAAGAACUAAGAAGAUCGUGGCUUUAAAGGUCUCCAAUAGACCAUGGGGUCUGGUCAGAGAGGCAUCCAUGCUAAAAAAACUGAUGGACCACAAGCUGGACCAAUGUAAUAUUGUUAAAUUCUACAAUAGUUUUGGGACAGACCGAUGUCUGGUCUUUGAGCCCUUAGACAUCAGCCUCAAGGGACACCUUGCAGAAACCAAGGUUGUCAUGCAGCUGCAAGACAUCCGGACUGUCAUCGAACAGAUGGCUGAAGCACUUGAUGCACUUAAGAAGAUCGGUGUGAUCCACAGUGAUGUUAACACAAAUAACAUUAUGCUGAUGGAUCGUGUCAGACCAUUCAGAGUAAAGCUAAUUGACUUUGGCAUGGCUAUUUCCACAUGUAGCGCAGAGCAGAGCCACAUUGAUCAUGGUUAUUCCAAUAGGGCUCCUGAAAUUAUAUUGAGACUACCAUUUACUGAAGCCAUUGACAUGUGGUCAUUGGGCUGUGUGAUGGGAAAAAUGGUUGUGGGCUCAAUACUGUUCCCAGGAAGAAAUAACUAUGAGAUGCUACAGUACAUUGUUGACCUCCUUGGUCUGCCACCAGCCCAUGUUAUCAAUGUAGGAAGUGAAUCAAGAGACUACUUCACAGAGACAGAUUCUCAACACUGGGAGCUCAUAGAGUAUUGGGGUUUGAGAAAAUCUGACAACAGGCGCUACACAUUCCGCUCACUGGAUGAAGUGAUAACGAUAAAUAAAUCAGAGGCCGAUGAAAUGAAGGAGUGCAUCAACCUGUUGAAGGCAAUGCUUCAGUGGGAUGCCAGAGAGCGAAUUAUCCCCAGUGAAGUCCUCGCCCAUCCAUUAAUUACCAGGAGCUACCUCAACAAGAGCUCUUCCCUAAACAAUUGUUACUCCCAGAUCAAGUGUGUGGUUCCCAGAAACGAGGUUUGCCUUGUGGACGUGGGCAACAUGAGAAUGGCUCUUUGGCCUCAGUUCCCCUCUCGAGCUGCCCCAGUUCAAACGUCUUCUGGCCAACAGCAGCUUUGGCAGAAGGAGUUUGUUUUGCAGAAUCUGUUUAACUAA